Messenger RNA from Arabidopsis thaliana (thale cress), 1500 nucleotides. It is a transcript of the gene DEG12, whose product is annotated as protease Do-like protein. The record is from RefSeq and is marked reviewed. Gene Ontology annotation, biological process: proteolysis. Gene Ontology annotation, molecular function: peptidase activity; serine-type endopeptidase activity. Lineage: Eukaryota; Viridiplantae; Streptophyta; Magnoliopsida; Brassicales; Brassicaceae. The transcript is spliced from 8 exons. The coding region runs from base 1 to 1500 and encodes 499 amino acids. Gene Ontology annotation, cellular component: mitochondrial matrix.
AUGCUUUUCCGGUCGUGUGUUGGUAUGGUGUCCCGGUACUCGAGAGCUCUACUCCCGACGAUAACAAUCUCUAGCCGGAUCGCUACUAUUGUUCUUCCGUUUGCAUUAACUCGCGGAAGAAAGAUCCAUACCAUGUCGAAGGAUGAGGAAUGGUGGAAGAAAAUAAGAAAAAGUCCUCCCGUUGAUGAAUUGAUGUUGGAGUCGGUGGUAGAGGUCUUCACUGACUCUACCAAGUAUAGCAAAGUCAAACCUUGGCAGACUCUUAACCAAGAAUCAUAUGGGGGCUCUGGAUUUGCAAUCGCGGGAAAGAAAAUUCUUACGAACGCUCAUGUGGUGGAGGGGAUGAAUGAUCACAUAUUCGUGCACGUCAAAAGACAUGGCUCUCAAGUCAAAUACAAAGCAAAAGUUCAAAAGAUUGCACAUGAGUGUGAUUUGGCCAUCUUGGAGAUCGAUAGCGACGAGUUUUGGAAGGGUAUGAAUCCCUUGGAGUUCGGAGACAUACCGCCUCUCAAUGAAAUUGUAUAUGUUGUUGGUUAUCCAAAAGCUGGUGAAACAAUAUGCGUUACAAAAGGUGUUGUAACUGGAGUUAAAACUGGAAAUUACCUUCGAAGUUCCACUAAACUACUGACAAUACAUAUUGACGCAACUACCUACGGUGGAAAUAGUGGUGGCCCGGUUAUUACAGGAGACAAAGUCCUUGGUGUACUAUUUCAAAUUCUUGGAGAUAAGAAAAGUACAGGUGUUGUAAUCCCAACCCCAAUAAUUAGACAUUUCAUAACUGGUGCAGAAGAAAGCUCCCACAACGCUGUUUUUGGCUCACUAGUUUUAUCAUGUCAGUCAAUGAAAAAUGCUCAAAUUCGUAAUCAUUUUAAGAUGAGCCCUGAAACGACAGGAAUUCUUAUAAACAAAAUAAACUCAUCGUCGGGGGCUCACAAAAUUCUGAGAAAAGAUGACAUCAUUCUCGCAAUUGAUGGUGUUCCAGUCCUUUCCGAAAUGAGACGAAUAAGUUUCAAUCAUUUUAUUUCUAUGAAGAAACCAGAUGAAAAUAUCUUAGUAAAGGUUCUAAGGAAGGGGAAAGAGCAUGAGUACAAUAUCAGUUUAAAGCCGGUGAAACCACACAUUCAAGUGCAACAAUAUUAUAACCUUCCAAGUUAUUACAUAUUCGGUGGUUUUGUUUUUGUGCCUCUCACUAAAUCGUACAUUGAUGAUAAGUACUACAAAAUUACCGAUGAACAACAUGUCAUAAUCUCUCAGGUAAUGCCAGAUGACAUUAACAAAGGAUACAGUAAUUUCAAAGAUUUACAGGUGGAAAAAGUAAACGGAGUGAAAGUAAAGAAUUUGAAACACUUACGUGAACUAAUAGAGGGAUGUUUUAGCAAAGAUCUGAGGCUGGACUUGGAGAAUGACAAAGUGAUGGUACUCAACUAUGAAUCUGCUAAAAAGGCAACAUUUGAGAUCUUGGAACGUCACAAUAUAAAAUCGGCUUGGGCCAGCGAGUAG